AGCCCCCAGGCACCCUCUGGCCGACUCGGAGGCUGCGGCGGCGGCGGCCUGGGCGGACAGUGUGUAGUGCGCAGGCGCAGACAUUAGACCUCGCUGCAGCCCCCUUUGCCUCGGGGAGUCGCACCCAAGGAGUCCGCCCGCUGGCCAGUCAGUGCUCUCCCCCUCACCCUCCCUACCCGGCUCCCCCAGCACCCUACGUGCCCCAAUGGCGGAGCUGCGGCCUAGCGGCGCCCCCGGCCCCACCGCGCCCCCAGCCCCUGGCCCUUCUGCCCCCCCGGCGUUCGCCUCGCUCUUCCCCCCGGGACUGCAUGCCAUCUACGGAGAGUGCCGCCGCCUUUACCCCGACCAGCCGAAUCCGCUCCAGGUUACUGCUAUCGUCAAAUACUGGUUGGGUGGCCCAGAUCCCUUGGACUAUGUUAGCAUGUAUAGGAAUGUGGGGAGCCCCUCUGCCAACAUCCCUGAGCACUGGCACUACAUCAGCUUCGGCCUGAGCGAUCUCUAUGGUGACAGCAGAGUCCAUGAGUUUACAGGAACAGAUGGACCUAGUGGUUUUGGCUUUGAGUUGACAUUUCGUCUGAAGAGAGAAACAGGGGAGUCUGCCCCACCUACAUGGCCAGCAGAGUUAAUGCAGGGCUUGGCCAGAUAUGUGUUCCAGUCAGAGAACACCUUCUGCAGUGGGGACCAUGUGUCUUGGCACAGCCCUUUGGAUAACAGUGAGUCAAGAAUUCAGCACAUGCUGCUGACAGAGGAUCCACAGAUGCAACCUGUGCAGACACCCUUUGGGGUCGUUACCUUCCUCCAGAUUGUUGGCGUCUGCACUGAGGAGCUGCAUGCAGCCCAGCAGUGGAACGGGCAGGGCAUCCUGGAGCUGCUUCGGACGGUGCCCAUUGCUGGCGGCCCCUGGCUGAUAACUGACAUGCGGAGGGGAGAGACCAUAUUUGAGAUCGAUCCACACCUGCAACAGGAGAGAGUUGACAAAGGCAUCGAGACAGAUGGCUCCAACCUGAGUGGUGUCAGCGCCAAGUGUGCCUGGGAUGACCUGAGCCGACCCCCCGAAGACGACGAGGACAGCCGAAGCAUCUGUAUCGGCACGCAGCCCCGGCGGCUCUCUGGCAAAGACACAGAGCAGAUCCGGGAGACCCUGAGGAGAGGACUUGAGAUCAACAGCAAACCCGUUCUCCCACCAAUCAACCCUCAGCGACAGAACGGCCUCACCCAUGACCGGGCCCCGAGCCGCAAAGAUAGCCUGGAAAGCGACAGCUCCACAGCCAUUAUUCCCCAUGAGCUGAUCCGCACGCGGCAGCUUGAGAGUGUACAUCUGAAGUUCAACCAGGAGUCAGGAGCCCUCAUUCCUCUUUGCCUAAGGGGCAGACUCCUGCAUGGACGGCACUUUACAUAUAAAAGUAUCACAGGUGACAUGGCCAUCACGUUUGUCUCCACGGGAGUGGAAGGCGCCUUUGCCACGGAGGAGCAUCCUUAUGCAGCUCAUGGACCCUGGUUACAAAUUCUGUUGACUGAAGAGUUUGUAGAGAAAAUGUUGGAGGACUUAGAAGAUUUGACUUCUCCAGAGGAAUUCAAACUUCCCAAAGAGUACAGCUGGCCCGAGAAGAAGCUUAAAGUCUCUAUCCUGCCUGAUGUGGUGUUCGACAGUCCACUGCACUAGCCUGGGCUGGGCCCCACAGGGGCCAAGGGGGAACCCAGCCGCUCCCCAGUGACUUUCAGUGUAACAACUGCAGAAAAGAGAGUCCCACAAAUAAAAGGAGACACAUGGGGAUUACUGCGCAGCCACUGCACCUGCUGCCUGGUGGGAUGUCAUGCCCAGGCCAUGGCCCUCAUUGACUUCUAGUUCAGGGGUCUCAUCCACCCAACCGGCGAAGACCGUGUGACCAGGCUGAGUCCCCAGUAGCCAGUGAGCGGGUAAAUGCAAACCUUCCCCUCCUGCUGCCGCCCUAGGUUCUGGUUCGAGAUUUGGCUUUGCACCCUUGAUGUGCCCCUAGGUUGAGACAGGCUUCACUCUCACCUACCCCUGCAGGGAAGUAGGGACCCACCAGUGCCAAGCACGGAUGUGGGCGCGCUGCGUAGCUCAGCUCUGGAAAGCCUUGGUAGUCAAACCCCUCUGGCCACAGAACAAUUUCACCCAUCGUGUUUGGUUUUCUUCCUCAUUUUAUUUUUUAGAAACCAAAUGGUAUUGCUCUGCAAAGAUGUCCAGAAGCGGUGUGUAUACUGUGUUUUAAACAGAACUUUAUUCCCAGAUGAACUUUCUCGUUCUCUCAGACAGAGGCUUGGGGCUGUGUCUCCCCCUGCACUGCCACAGGAGAAGGUGCCGGGUGUUCGCCUGCCAGCCCAGGCCCUGGAGGAGCCAGCUUCACAGAGAGGCUUUUCUUCCCAGCUGGGCCUGGCGGAGCUCGGGGCAGGUGGAGAGCCGAGGCACACUCUCCUGGGCAGCCUUGAGCCCAGUUUAACUGGGGCCAGGAAGGGGUUCUGCUGUUUCCCAAGUGGACCAGGCCCCGACAAGGUUCAAGGACCAUCAGGGUCUCAGAAACUUGGUGGCCCCACCCUCAUCUUCAAGUCCUUUUUACCCAACCAGGCCCACCUGGGAGAGAGUGAGGCCCAGCACCUCAUAGACUGUCCCCACCUGCUCCUCAAGGCCACCUCCAUCCCAUUCCCUCAUCCCCUGGGCCUUCCAGCCUCCAGGCUGCAGAACUCUGACUUACCAAAAAGUGAAAAGGCAGCCUCUCAACAUCUUUUUCAAUUUGGUUUUGCAAACAGGGCACUCUGCGUCUGUCCCACCCUCCCUGCAUCCUUUCAUUUCUCACCUUUCCUUCCCUACUCCUUGUCCUGACUCUUUUCCUGCAUCCCUGGCCUCUGGGGGUCCUUGGUCCCUCACCACAAAUACUGUAGAUCUCACAGUCUUCCUCCCGGAACCCAACUUUUCUCUGGCCCUUGGUUUUGGGGUUCCUCUUGGAUUGUCUCCCACUCCUGGCCUGGAAUCAGCAAGCCCCUUUCCUGCCCUCGUACCCCCUGACUCCAGGGACUACAACUUCAAGAUCAUCCUUAGGUCUCCCCAAAACAGUCAUUUUGUCUAUUAGGGACCAUGUGGGUAUCCCCACUACCCGCCACACACACACACACAUACACACAGCACUUCUGGGGGUGCAGGACCCCUCUGAUGAGAGAUCCAGCCAAGCUGCCUCCAGGAGCCAUAAGAGCAUUGGCCAGGCUCUCCAGGGAGAAGCAACUGGGCCCCAGAGGGGCGGAUUAGGUCUGGCCCCUUCCCCUACACACCCCGAGAAUAAUACAGUUAGCUCCGUCUUAGCAUCAAGGAGGAUCACCCUGGAUGACUGGGAGAAACUGGCGUCAGGCCCCCACUAGCCAAAAUAGGAGCUUCCCUGGACCUGUUGUUGGCAGCAGUUGUGCCUUCUACUGCCCCAAGGACUUUUCCGAAAGGACAUUUCCUGGCCUUCACCCACCCACCACUGCAGCCCUGCCUUUGAAGCUCUUGUAUAGUGACAUUUCAUGGGCAGAAAGGUGCCAUCAGCUUGCCUCCUUUUCUUGCCACCCUGACCUGGCUCCCCUUGAAUGUUCUCCUGAGAACCUGCCCGAGGACUUCGUGCUGCAGCCCAUCCUGCCCUCCAUCUGCCUGGUUUUGGAGGGAGCGGCAUUUUCUGAGCUCAGCUUUAUCAUGUAUGUGAGGUGUCUCAGCAGCAGCUUGCCUCGGCCUAGAGGGCGUUUAUGGACUGAUGGUCAGCACCACCAGCAUGGUGGCUGCGUUCCCAGAAAGCAGGGGCAGCAGAAGGGCAGCAGAGGAGUUGGGAGAGGAGAUGAGCAGGAGUGGCCUGCCCUUGAAGCCUAUGUCAGGAACCUCAGGAACAUCCAAGGUUGUGCUGGGGCCAGGCCUCCACCUCCCUUCCCUACAAUGCACUGGCUCUGGGGGAACAGCAGGCAAUCCACCAUCCCUGACCAGGCCUCCUUUUCUUUGGGUGGCGGAGCCUUCCCAGAGGUCCCUGGGGGAAGGCGCUCUCCAUGGACCUUCUGACUGGUGGAGGAGACCCUCACUGAGGAUCACGCAAGGCUGAGCAUGUACCCCACCACCACCACCAAGCACAGCACCUGCUGUGUGGUAGGUGCUCAGUAAAUGUACCCCUCAUUCCCUCUCUGCAGCUCUCUGGGGACUCCUGACCUCAUUGUGGGUUGGAGAGGUGAGGCGCCUCCCACCCUUCCUCUAUCUGCCUGUUAUGCAGGCCUCCUUGAAGCUUGCCCAGUCCCACCUCACUCCUCCAAGUCCCUGGUACUGGAGCCUCUGAGAGGAAGGGGGACUUCUGUGCUUCCCCCAGGUCCAGUGUGGGUUGCAAGAAGCCGGUAGAACCAGCUGCCAUCUUGAGGUGGUGGGGGAGGCCCCAUGCAAGGUCUCAGGUCUGGCUGGGGGCUGGUGCCUCUUCCUGCCCUCCUCUUCCCCUUCCAAAAGAGUGGCUCCAGGGCAGGGACUGGGGAAGCCUUGAUUGCCUACAAGGGCUAGAGCGGUUUUAAAAAUAGACACAGGGUUUUGGGAUUGUGUUUCGAGAUUGAGCUAAGCAUAGGGAAAACCUGAAGGUCACUGCCCCUAUGGGGUGGGUCAGUAGAGAAUCCCCUGGAUUGUAUUUUUUUAUGUGGUUGUCUUCCCUCUCUGAGUGCCAGGUCCGUUGUGCCAGGUGAGUCACCUGGCCCCAUGACACGCGUCAGGAGCCCUGUAGAGAGAUCCUUUCUUUUGUACAAGUACCUGAAUGCUGCAACCGGCAGACUUUUGUAAAGUUUUAUAUUAGUUUCUAAUAAUGUCAAUGGCGACGCGGUUCCCAGGGGCUGCAGCCUGCUUGGGACUUUUGUAAGGUUUUUUGGGUGACUCACUUAGAUGUUGUUUCCUUCUUGCCCCCUCUUCCUCCUUGUAAUCUAAGUGCAUUAAACAUAUUUGCAGAAGUGCC
Messenger RNA from Loxodonta africana (African savanna elephant), 4955 nucleotides. It is a transcript of the gene SUFU, whose product is annotated as SUFU negative regulator of hedgehog signaling. The record is from RefSeq and is a predicted model, not a curated record. The transcript has 12 exons. Gene Ontology annotation, molecular function: transcription factor binding. NCBI's taxonomy places the organism in Eukaryota, Metazoa, Chordata, Mammalia, Proboscidea, Elephantidae. Gene Ontology annotation, cellular component: nucleus; cytoplasm. Bases 206 to 1663 code for a protein of 485 amino acids.